This is a messenger RNA of Odocoileus virginianus texanus, 2371 nucleotides long. RefSeq names its product serpin family A member 6 (gene SERPINA6). NCBI's taxonomy places the organism in Eukaryota, Metazoa, Chordata, Mammalia, Artiodactyla, Cervidae. Gene Ontology annotation, molecular function: serine-type endopeptidase inhibitor activity. The record is from RefSeq and is a predicted model, not a curated record. Gene Ontology annotation, biological process: negative regulation of endopeptidase activity.
AGGAUUUAGCAGCCGCAGCCCCGCUGGCUUACUGUACACAUAACAUGAUCCAGGACAGCAGGACCAAGCCAGCACUUGCAGCCUGAGCCCACUGCAGACCGACCUGGCAUCCUUGACAAUGCUGCCCACCCUGUGCACCUGUCUCCUCUGGCUGUCUACCAGUGGGCUCUGGACCGUCCAGGCUAAGGGCUCUGGCACUGACGUGAGCACAAGGAACCCUCACAGGGACUUGGCUCCAAACAAUGUUGACUUUGCCUUUACCCUGUAUAAGCACUUAGUGGCCUCAGGUCCAGGCAAGAAUGUCUUCAUCUCCCCUGUGAGCAUCUCCACGGCCUUAGCUAUGCUGUCCCUGGGCGCCAGAGGCUACACACGGGAGCAGCUUCUCCAAGGCCUGGGCUUCAACCUCACUGAGAUGUCCGAAGCUGAGAUCCACCGGGCCUUCCGGCAUCUCCACCACCUCCUCAGGGAGUCAAACACCACCUUGGAAAUGACCAUGGGUAAUGCCUUGUUCCUUGACCACAGCCUAGAGCUUCUGGAGUCAUUCUCAGCAGACACCAAGCACUACUAUGAGCUGGAGGCCUUGACCACAGAUUUUCAGGACUGGGCAGGAGCCAGCAGACAAAUCAAUGAGUAUAUCAAGAAUAAGACACAAGGGAAAAUUGUGGACUUGUUCUCGGAGUCAGAUAGCUCGGCCAUGCUCAUCCUGGUCAACUACAUCUUUUUUAAAGGCAUGUGGGCACACUCCUUCGACCUGGAAAGCACCAGAGAAGAGAACUUCUAUGUGAACGAGAUGACCACAGUGAAGGUGCCCAUGAUGUUCCAGUCGAACACCGUCAAGUACCUGAACGACUCGGUGCUCCCCUGCCAGCUGGUACAGCUGGACUAUACGGGCAAUGAGACUGUCUUCUUCGUGCUCCCAGUCAAGGGGAAGAUGGACUCGGUCAUCACCGCGCUGAGCCGGGACACCAUUCAGAGGUGGUCUAAGUCCCUAACCAUCCGGUUCCUCUGUCCAUGGGAUUUUCCAGCCAAGAAUACUGGAGUGGGUUGCCAUUUCCUCCUCCACGGGAUCUUCCUAACACAAGGAUCAAACUCGUGUCUUCUGCAUUGCAAGUGGAUUCUUUACUGCUUGAGCCAUUGAGAAAGCCCCAUAUGUUUGGUCAAUAGUAGGGACCCAUUUGCCAGUUUUUCUGGUCAACUGUCCCAUCUCUACCUCACCCUCACCCCUUGAAGGGACUCUAUAAUUCAGGUACAGCCCCACCAGGUGGUGAUAAUGCUCUGUGAUUCAAAUUCAAAUCCCUGAUGUGUUGAAAAUAAGACAAAGGAUACCCUUUCUCUUUACUUCAAAAAUAAUCUCUAAAGUAAAAUACUUAAAACAGCAUUCAUCAGUAACAUGUGACAUCUUCUUCUAGAUUUUUAAAAAAUAAACAUUCAAGGUAAAACUUUGCACCUUUAGACAUCAUAUGUGAUUGGACAUCUACUUUAUCCCAAUGAUGUCACCCACGGCUCCUCACCUGCACACUCACGUGGCCACUCCUCACUCCUCCCCACUCCCAGCGUCACUGCCCCUUCCCCACCAUGCUCUCCAAUGCAUCCGAGCUCAGCAGCCUUCAGAGCCCAGCUGAUACCCCACCUCCCACUGGAAGCCCCUGGGCCCUACUCAUGAGGUGCUCUCUCGAGAGCCUUCCCCGGGGUCCCCUUGCUCGGCUGUCACCUGCCUGCUGCCGGCAGGUCAUGGGGACAGCUCUCAGGGUGGGGCGAUGGGGCUCCGAAGCAACGAGUCCUGGUUUCUUCACAGUCCUGCUGCUUCCCAGGGGUGUGACUUUGGAGAAAUUCCUCCGCCCCUCUUUAAGUUUUAGUCUCUCAAUCUGGAAAUUGAAGAUGUUGACUCCACUUUGUAAGGUUGCACAGAUUAGGCGAGGUAAAGGAGGUCAGGAAGGUGAGCCAGGAGCUGCCUGGUAUGGGUCUGCCUCCCUUACCUUCUGUUGCUCUUUCUCAUCUAGAUAAGUCCCACAUCUCGUUGGCCUUGGAUUCCUCCCCAGUUCCUCAGGUUGCCAGCCUCCAGGCCUCCCCAGGGUGGCUUGUGCUCAGUGGAGAGAAGCUCUCCAGCCUUCCUUUCCCCAAUGGACAGCGCGCGCCCUAUCACUGACUUCAGGGUUUCAGGCAUCUUCUCUCCCCCGUGUGGUGUAGAUGAGGGCAAGCACAGACAGGGAUGGGACUUGGCUAAAACCACACAGCAUGGCUGGGGCCAGGACCGCUGCUCCCAGCUGCCUGUUCCCUCCACUCCUCUGUUUCUCCCAGGGGAUGCUUGGGGACCACAGGACUUUUUUUUUCUUUUUAAAAUUAAAGUACAGGAUGAGAUGGUUGGAUAGCA